UGCUCUACUGCCUGUCUGUUCGAGGCGGCAACCGACAGCCGAGGACUUGUAGACCAGAGAUCCCAGGCAGUUUGUGAUAUUGAAACGUUUGUGGUCACAUUUAGUUUAAAUGGCGAAAACGUACGAUUACCUAUUUAAACUGUUGCUUAUAGGAGACAGCGGAGUCGGCAAGACAUGUCUGCUAUUCAGAUUCAGCGAGGACUCCUUCAAUACCACCUUCAUAUCCACAAUAGGGAUAGACUUCAAGAUCAGAACAAUAGAGCUGGACGGAAAGAGAGUCAAACUCCAGAUUUGGGACACUGCAGGGCAGGAGAGGUUUCGCACCAUCACCACAGCUUACUACAGAGGAGCCAUGGGCAUUAUGUUGGUCUAUGACAUCUGCAACGAGAAAUCCUUUGACAACAUCAAAAACUGGAUUAGAAAUAUUGAAGAGCAUGCCUCGUCAGAUGUGGAGAAGAUGAUCCUUGGUAACAAAUGUGACAUGACUGACAGAAGACAGGUGUCUAAAGACAGAGGUGAAAAGCUGGCUAUUGAUUAUGGAGUUAAGUUCUUGGAGACAAGUGCAAAGUCUAGUUUAAAUGUAGAAGAGGCUUUUUAUACUAUGGGAAGAGGCAUAUUACACAAUCUGAGCUCGAAGACUACUGACAACAAUGGAGGAUCAGGGAACCCAGUCAAGAUCACUGAUAAGAAGUCAAAGAGAAUCAAAUUCUUCAAGUGUUCGCUCCUUUAGGCUGCUGGGUUCCAGAGUUCAUGUUUCCAGCAUUGCACUGCUGUUUUGGAGGGUUCCUGCCUCUCGGGCUUUCUCACAAGUAGCAGCACUGCUCAUUACUGCCAGCUAAGGUCACUGGUUCAUGGGUGCUUGAGACACUGCCCUGAUCUGCUAACCAGAAGAAGAUCAAUGAGGAAUGAGGCCUAAUACUUUAUAUAUGCUCAUGCAAAAGACUUGUGUGCAAUCAUCAGCAGUGGUUUGUAGCUUGCCUUGCAGUGCCUUCUUACGGUGGGGAAUAAUUCUGCUGGCAUUUGGAAGACAUCUGUUGGAUAUCAUGAAAAUAUCUUAGACGCACAUUAUUGUCUUAUAAGGGUGAAGAAAAAAAAAGAGAGAGGUUCUUUCAUAUAUUGUAGCAUAAUUUUAUACACAACUCCUGUUGUCAUAUUUCCUAUGAUGAUGGUGUGAGAUAGGCAUAAUACGUCUUAGCAUUGAUUGUAAUUGUGUGAAUUAACGUAUAUUAUUAAGCUUUUGGCCUUCAGUUGCACUGGUAUCCUUUCUGCCUCAGACGUGCUGCAUUGAUGUGACAGAAAAGACAAAAAUAUGCAUGAUAGCUAACUUUAGCAUUUUUUAAAUGUAUUUAAUCAUUUCUCACAUUGAACCUAUACAGGUUUUUAUUUAAAAUGAAACUGGAAGGAGUGUUUAUUUCUUGGAAGAUGAAUGCAGAUUUAAUACAGUUGUCAGUAUUUGCAUGAGAGCUAUUGAAAUACCCCCUGAUGGGUUAUUGCUAAGCACAAGGUAUCAGAA
This is a messenger RNA of Melanotaenia boesemani (Boeseman's rainbowfish), 1513 nucleotides long. RefSeq names its product ras-related protein Rab-8B-like. Gene Ontology annotation, molecular function: GTPase activity; GTP binding. The record is from RefSeq and is a predicted model, not a curated record. Lineage: Eukaryota; Metazoa; Chordata; Actinopteri; Atheriniformes; Melanotaeniidae. The coding region runs from base 110 to 730 and encodes 206 amino acids. The transcript is spliced from 8 exons. Gene Ontology annotation, cellular component: endosome; synaptic vesicle; plasma membrane. Gene Ontology annotation, biological process: protein secretion; cellular response to insulin stimulus; protein localization to plasma membrane.